Ciona intestinalis (vase tunicate) is the source of this 1297-nucleotide messenger RNA. The record is from RefSeq and is a predicted model, not a curated record. Lineage: Eukaryota; Metazoa; Chordata; Ascidiacea; Phlebobranchia; Cionidae.
UUGACAUAAUAGCAGCAGACAUGUGUUUUAAGAUUCAUUAAUCAUCUUAGCUUAGAGAAGCAGUAAGCUCCGUAUUUCAACUUAGUAAAAAAACAAAUAAUGUCGGUUUGAGCUUUAUUUUAUUAAGUUUAUAUUUGCCGCAAUGUUUAUAUAUAAAUGGUACUGUGGGUAAGAUUGAUGCCGCUAACACAUAGUAUCUAAUAUUUCCUUAUCGUGCCCAUCAAUCGGUUGUCAGUUAAAUAUAAAAAAAACUCCUUGUUACGGAUUGAACAUUUUGAUUUGGCAAUAUGUAAAAGGCGGAUAAAACAUUUCCAUAAAUGAGACUGAAUUACGCAGUGAACCGAGAAACCGCAGGCUACCUAAAUACAUACAUACACUAAAGCGCAAAGCUACAAGCGAGUUGCUUUUCUUGCUUGCAUACUGCUGUAAGUGUGUGCGCAUAUUCUCGCAGCAAAAUGAGUAAAAGGAAGACCAUUUCAAAGUCAGACCAAAAAGUUAAGAAAAGUAAAAACGAAGACCAAAUUUCAGAAGACCAGUUUGCAUAUUUAAGGCGAGAAAUUGACCCACAACCAGAAGUAUACACGACCAAACCUGUUCAACCAACUGAAAAGAAGUUUGGUCAACUGACUACUGAACAAGUUGACGAGUACUUUGAUAAGGGUUUUCUCGUAGUCAAAGAUUUCUUCAAACCAGAACGUUUAAACGUCGUACGCAAAGCCGUGGAUGAAAUCGUGGAUGAUUUGGUGAACGAUCUUUACGAUAAUGGAAAAAUUAAAGACAAACACUCUGAUAAAGACUUUUUCACCCGGCUAACUCACAUCGAAAAGCAAUUUAAAGGAGCUGGGGUUCUAAUGCACAAACGUGGCGUCUUACACGAUGAAUUUAAAGCUCUGUGGAGCGACGACAAACUGCUAAACGUUGUAGAGCAGAUCAUAGGCCCUGAUGUGGCUGGUCAUCCUGUAUGGAACCUAAGGACGAAGACACCGCAUAACGAACAAGCAACUGUCCCGUGGCACCAAGACAACGCAUACAUGGAACCUCGUAAUUUGGAAGUACAUCAGUUCACGGCAUGGAUCCCACUCGUUGAUGCGAAUAGGGUCAACGGUUGUAUGCAGUUUUGUAAUCAUGCAGCUUGCGACUGGGGGACACCGAGCUGGUAUAACAUUACCUCAUACUUGUUGUGCUGGUGGAACCUGGUACGUUGAAAUGCAAGAGAAGGAUUUGGCUCAGUUGGGAGUUGAUGUUAAGGAUAUAGUAACGUGUGAAGUUCCCUAUGGGGGCGUGUUGUUUCUUAAUA